Molecule: messenger RNA, 672 nt
Organism: Telopea speciosissima
Lineage: Eukaryota; Viridiplantae; Streptophyta; Magnoliopsida; Proteales; Proteaceae
Product: E3 ubiquitin-protein ligase RNF12-like
Exons: 1
Coding region: 1-672 (223 amino acids)
Source: RefSeq, a predicted model, not a curated record
AUGGUUCCUGCUGAAAUUUCAUCUAGGCGUUCGAUUUAUACUGAAUUCUACCCCAUAAGCCCAGCUGAUGCUAACUCAUCAGAAUUCAAAUUAGCAACAUUUCAUUUCAAGGUUGAUCGUCAAUAUGUUCUAGCAACAACUCCGGAUUUUGAUUCAGGCGUUUCAACCAUUCUUGAUCAGACAACUGGUACGUCGACAGAGCGCUCAUUCAACAUUGAAUUUUCUUACCUGCUUAUCCCUCAAGUCAGCGAGUGUCAUAUCCAUACUAUGCUUACAGACCUAGAUAUCCCUCCAUCCUCCAUUGAUAGUCUGAAAGAAGAGAUAUCUACAUAUGCUUUUAGAAAGGCCUUGCGCGGCCGAAAGAAAAAUAGUAGUGGAUCCUUGGAUUUCUUCAUAUGUCUUGAUGUCAAUCUGAUAGGAUUUCGCAGAGAUAUCGAUGAAGAUUUUAACUUGGUUUCAGCUUCACAAUCUUGGAUUGAGGCUGUAGAGAUUGUGAGAUUUGAAGAAGAAGAAGAAGAAGAGAUCACUUGUAUGAUUUGCAUGGAAGAGUACGUGAGAGGAGUAGAAAUCGCACGGUUACCUUGUUCACAUAUCUUCCAUAGUGAAUGCAUCGCCAAGUGGUUGAAACACAAGAAUACGUGUCCGUUCUGUCGCUUUGCAAUGCCUACAUAA